AUGAACAGAUUCGUAUUUUUCUAUGCAUUAUAUUGCUUUGCUCUGACAGAUACUCAGUCAUCUACUGGAAGUGAAUGCCAGCGUGAUAAUGGCUCCUCUGCUCCAUCUGUGGAACUGUGUGUUUUCAACAACCAGUGUGGAGACAGCAGUGAUGAGAAACCAGGUUCCUCCUAUAAGUGUGACUUUGAAACUGAUCUAUGCAAAGCUCUUCCUGAAUUGAACUUACAGCCUGGAUGGAUAAGAAGAAAUGGCCUCUCUAGCAUGGGACCACCAUACUCUGACCACAAUGGGAAUGACAGCGCUUAUUUCCUCUCGCUGUCCUCUGAAACGCGAUCCUCUUCUGCAACUUUAAGGACCAAUGUUUUCCUUCCAACUAAUGAAGAACAUUUGUGCCAGAUUACAUUUCAUUAUUGGAUCAGUGAAAUGAAUGGAACAUUGAUGGUGGGGCUUCGAAAGCACUCUGAAGAUACUAUUACAAGUAUCUGGCAAGUUUCAGGAGAACUGCAAAAUCAGUGGAAAGCAAAUACCAUCAUAAUCAGUAGCACUGAAAAGUAUGAGGUUUUCUUUUGGGGGAUGGUGGAGGCCAAGGAACAAGAUGAAACUGUUGCCAUUGAUGAUAUCGCUUUCAGUGAAGGCUGUUCUCUGGAGUGUGCACUGCAGACUUCCAGUUUUGAGCUCAGCUUAUGUGACUGGUAUUCAGAUCAGCUGGCUGAGCCUGCUAUGUGGGCACGACUGCAAGCCGGGCACAAGAUUGCCUCCUGUUCCUUCCUGAAAGAUUGGAGCAACAAUAGUGAAGGACAUUUUGAGUGGUUGGAAGCCAAUGACAAGACACUAUAUAAAAGCACUUAUCUUAACAGCUCCAUGUGUCAUUGCUUCAGCAAGAAUUGCCAUUUUCAGUUUCAUUACUCCAUGGCAGAUAACAGUGUUCUCAAGGCAGUACUGUUUAGUAAUCAGGAAGAACAUGUCUUGUGGGAAACCAACAUCAUGAUUAAGAAGGAAUGGGUCAAAGUGGAUAUACAUCUACCAAAAGGGCUAGAAAACUUAACGCUUAUAUUUAAAGGAACAUUCCAGAGCAGAGCAGGUUUCAUCUGUCUGCAUAGUAUCCAGCUCUUGGACACUACACCGUCUGAGCCACCAGGUUUCUGCUCCUUAAAAGAAUUCACCUGCACUGAUGGGCAGUUCACGGAGCUUGGAUCAGCCUGUGACUCUCACCCCGAUUGUUCUGAUGGCAGUGAUGAGGAUCCAGCAGCUUGCUCUAAUUACACUAUAUGUGAUUUUGAGACUGACUUCUGUGGAUGGAAGCCACUAAGCAUAGGUGAUGCAGAUUGGAACAUAAUGAAAGAACAGGCUGCCCUUGACAGGAAACUUCCUGGCAGAGACUGUACAACUAAUACUGGAUGUGGAGCAUUCAUUUACUUCAGUGGAUCAUAUCAGAUGAACACAAAGAUGGCCAUGUCUCAUCUGGGGAGCCCUUUCCUUGCCAAGCGGUCCCCUGGGCUUUCCUGUUGUCAGGUAAGAUUUUGGUACUGGUUAUCUCAGGAUUCCCAGCUUUCUGUCUUUAAGAAAACUGCAACGGAUGGAAGUUUGGAAAAAUUGCAUGACAUUUCAGGAUUGCCUGAGAUGCAGUGGACAAAAGUGAAUAUACCUGUAGAAGGUACAGCCGAGGACUUACCUUUUCAGAUUAUUUUACGAGCUACUAUUCUAACAACAAAUGCUACUGUUGCUGUUGAUGACAUCAGUAUAACAGAGGAAUGUGGAGUUGUGAAUAAAUCACUUCCAGGUGCCAGCCAAGAAAGGGAAGCUGCUGUAUGUGACUUUGAAAGAGACAGCUGUGGCUGGGUUGAAACUGCAAAUGCAGAUGGCUUUGACUGGGUAAGAAGUUCCAGUAGCGCUCUUGCACCUGCUUUUCAGAACCAAGCUCCCCUUCGGGAUCACACGUGUGACAAGCCUGAAGGUCAUUUCAUGUUCAUUCUGAAAAACAGCAGCAGCAUUUCACAAAUAGCUCAGCUACGAAGCCCAAAGUUCAGACAAACUGGAUCAAAUUGCACGUUGUCCUUUUGGUAUUACAAUUACGGACAGUCAGUUGGGGCUGCAGAGAUGCAAUUGCUUGUGGAUAGGCUGAAACAGCCUACUGUUCUUUGGAGGGCAUAUUACAAUGAGGGAGAUCAAUGGUUGAAGGCAGUCAUUCAGCUUGGACGUCUUCCACAUCCUUUCCAAUUCUCACUUGAUAAAAUCAGCCUGGGUUUUUAUGAUGGUGUCUCAGCAAUUGAUGAUAUUACAUUUGAAAACUGUGCUCUUCCACCUCCAGCAUUAAUUUGUGAAGGUCCUAAUCGUUUCUGGUGCAGAGACACAAAAGCAUGUAUUGACAGUUUAUUGGUCUGUGAUCUUGUGGAUAACUGUGGGGAUGGAUCAGAUGAAGACAACUGUAACCCUGACCUACAGUGCAACUUUGAAAAUGGGCUGUGCAACUGGGAGCAGGAUGUUGAGGAUGACUUCGACUGGAUCAGAAUACAGGGUCCAACCCCCACAGUUAAUACAGGCCCAUUAAAGGAUCACACAACAGGCACAGUAUUGGGACACUAUCUCUACAUGGAGUCCUCUGCUCCAUCCCAAUUCAAAGAUAAAGCAGUUUUGCUUAGUCCUCUCUUCAACCCUUCUGGGAAUGGAACCUGCAUUUUUCGCUUUCAUUAUCAUAUGUUUGGAAAGCAAGUUUACAAGCUGUCAGUCUUCCAGAGAACUGUGAGUAAUACUGGUGGAUGGCUGUUGUGGUACAAGUUUGGAAAUCAAGAAAACAGAUGGAUCAAACAGACACUCUACAUCAGCAGCUCUAAGCCAUUUCAG
Molecule: messenger RNA, 2841 nt
Organism: Nestor notabilis (Kea)
Lineage: Eukaryota; Metazoa; Chordata; Aves; Psittaciformes; Psittacidae
Product: MAM and LDL-receptor class A domain-containing protein 2-like
Exons: 17
Cellular component (GO): membrane
Molecular function (GO): protein binding
Source: RefSeq, a predicted model, not a curated record